Molecule: messenger RNA, 1983 nt
Organism: Pseudomyrmex gracilis
Lineage: Eukaryota; Metazoa; Arthropoda; Insecta; Hymenoptera; Formicidae
Product: urea transporter 1-like
Exons: 10
Coding region: 534-1823 (429 amino acids)
Biological process (GO): urea transmembrane transport
Cellular component (GO): membrane
Molecular function (GO): urea transmembrane transporter activity
Source: RefSeq, a predicted model, not a curated record
AUAGCAACUGCCGCGGAUAUCGCGCAAGAGAACAUUAUAGUUUACUAUUUUCUAACAUAAAGAUUAUAAAUGUUAUUUUUUUCAAAAUUGCAUAAAUAAUUUGUUUGUUAUAACAAUGUGAUAUAAAUACAUAUUUUUUUUUUAAUUUUAAAAUUUUUCUUAAACUAGGUACAGUUGUAAAUGGUGGUGUUGUGUACAAAACUUUGACUUUUUUAUAUUGCAUGUCAUAUAGUAAGCGUUGGAGUUUUUUUUGAAUAUUUGAUUUUUUUUUGAAGAGAGACAUGAUAUAUAUAUAAACACAUUUCUACAAUCUCAUCGUACACAACUAGAUAUAAAAAAUACUAUUUCUGCACAGUGUUAUCAGUGUUAUCAAUGUUUGUGUUUUGAGCAAACGAAGAUUUAGCACGUGCUUUAAUCGCAAAGGUUUUUACAAAUAUGCCAACAGUGUGCUGCAGGAACGGUUCUCUAUAAGUAAGCAACGUUUUCUUUGCUCUAUACGGUUUUGAUAUUUGGUGACAUAGAAAGCCUGAGAAAUGUCUACGAGAGAGCUGCCGCAAGAACGAACGUGGGUAGCAUGUGUGGGCGACUUCGCGAUUCUGAAAGAAUACCUCGCACAAAAGAAGCAGCCCGUUUGGCGCAUAGUGCAAUUUCUUCAUACAUUUCUUUGUGGAUUUGGACAGAUUGUUUUCUCAAAUAAUCCUAUCAGCGGGCUGCUGUUAAUAAUCACUCUGGCCGUGGUAACGCCAGGCACAUUGGCGUUGUCUGCAUCCACUGCCGGCCUUGGCCUCCUGCUGUCCGUGGUAUGUUUUAAUAUUAAUUACAAGCCGCUCGGUGUCAAGCAUCGUCCGUUUUUACCGGAAAAGAUUAUACAAGAACCCCAAGUUAUCGUAGAAAACGGAUUAAGCGUGUUCAAUCCUCUCCUAGUCGGCGCGGUAUCGUAUAGUCUGAUACCGCAGAUUUACGGAGCCUUCGAUAUCUUCAGCGUGCCACUUGUGCUUCUGGCGGCGGUACUCAGUGUUUAUCUCGCGCGGUCCCUGAGAAGCGAUAAAUUCUCCUGCACAGCCUGGCCAUUUAACCUUGUGGAGUACAUGUUGAUUUUCGUCCUUUUGGGUCAAAACCGCGCGAAUGUGCUGACCGAGUCUGCGAAACAAAUGUUUGAGAGGCACAAUGCAACAAGUGAGACGAUGACGACGACGAUGACGACGAUGAGCGACGCUGGUUUCUACAAGCGGAACGCGUCCGACGUUUACAUCAACUGGGGAAAGGUAUUUCGAGGUAGCGUUGUUUCUGCCUCGCAGCUGUUUUUUAUCGAUGACGUAAUAGUCGGAUGCGUCAUGUAUCUGGCAAUGAUAAUAUACUCACCGGUGACAACCGCGUUUUCGUUUUUCGGUGCUCUUUGCGGAACCGUAACAGGCUUGGAACUCGGAGCAGACUACGGCGAGGUCUACAGCGGACUGUGGGGAUACAACAGUCUCUUAACCGGAGCUGCUUUGGGCGGAAAUCUCUUGAUUCUGAACGGGCAGACCGCUAUUGCCACCGUCUUGGCGAUCAUUUAUACUUCGCUGCUGCAGUACAGCUUACGAUCGAUAUUUAUGAAACAGUUACCGGUAUUGACGUUACCGUUCGUGAUAGCAAUUUCGUUGUUUCUAAAACUGAGCGGCGGCAAGAAUGAUCCAACGUUUCCGUGGCCCGUAUCGAUCACCUUCCCCGAGAAAGCGCGUCACGAUUAUCUCGCGCGACGCACGGUAUUUCGAGCGGAUAACACUCCGGAAGAACUUGAGCUUGUAAUUCAGAAGCCAAAGGAUUCAACUCAGGAUUCAUAAUUACUGACUCGUUUCAGUGAGUGACGCGCGUUAUAAUUACGGUUUAUACUAUUUACGUAGGAGAUAAUUUUGAACACAUUUCGUGUACCGUUUUAAUAACUUAAAAAACUUACGUUUUUUAAAUAUUUUUAAAUAUUCAUAUAAACAUAUUUUUACGAGU